Hemibagrus wyckioides is the source of this 3545-nucleotide messenger RNA. It is a transcript of the gene cobll1a, whose product is annotated as cordon-bleu WH2 repeat protein-like 1a. The coding region runs from base 160 to 3372 and encodes 1070 amino acids. Gene Ontology annotation, molecular function: actin monomer binding. The record is from RefSeq and is a predicted model, not a curated record. Gene Ontology annotation, biological process: signal transduction. The transcript has 11 exons. NCBI's taxonomy places the organism in Eukaryota, Metazoa, Chordata, Actinopteri, Siluriformes, Bagridae.
GCAGAUUACCCAACAUGCAACUACCACCCUGUCUCUCUUCUCUCAAACACACACACACUCUUACGCUUACUUGACUGGAGACCUCUGGUAGGAUAGCACGUGCAGGAGAGCAGAGAGGACGUGAACUGCGGACGUUUCUGGACAAACACUGACACAAAUAUGGAGCAGGAAGAUCUGAUUGAAAAGGACCUGACCCUGAGCGUGCUGCUCCCAGAGGGUCAUGAAAAAACAGUUACAGUGCAUGGCAGUAAACCAGUGAUGGACGUACUGGUCAUCCUGUGUGCUCGGUACCACUUGAACCCCUCAGACCAUGUGAUCGAGCUUUUUUCCAUGAACCACAACAAGCUGAAAUUCAAGCCCAGCUCUCUGAUUGGCUCUCUGGAAGCUGAGCUCGUUGUGCUGAAACCUAAACGCAGUGACAUCAGAAAAGCCCCCAACAUGCCUGUGGCUACAGUGCGUCUGUUGAUCAACUACAGGAAGUCCCAUAAGGCCGUAGUGCGAGUCAGUCCCAGGGUUCCUCUGGCGGAGUUAAUGCCGACUGUGUGUGAGAAGUGUGAGAUGGACCCGAAAAACACUGUGCUGUUGAGAGACAGCCAAUCGGAAGAGCCGCUGGAUCUGACGAAAACGCUCAACGACUACGGCAUCAGAGACGUGUAUGCGAAAGCUGUUUCAGGUUCUCCAAAUGACCCAGCAGCACUGACUCAGAAAGACUGUAAGAAGGAGAAACUGCUGACGCAGGAGAAAGUCCUCGGAGAGAAAGAGAACCGAGGAUUACUCGGCUUGUUUAGGAGAAGCAAGAAAUCUGCCGAAGAGACUCCCACCAACACCGACCCCAUCAGCGCCACCGCCUCUCUGGUGCUGAAAGAUCAGCAUGCAAUCAACACGCACUGUUCCGAAACAAACUCCGCCUCCGAAAUGCCCAAGAAGAGACGUGCGCCUCAGCCUCCCAGCAUGCUCGGCUCCCAGAGCGUCUCUGCCGAACCGAACUCUGGUCGACAGGCCGCUCUGCCGUCCACCCAUAACGAAAAAGAGGGUGUGCUGAGUCGCGUCUCAUCCACCGAAUCAUCUCUCAAGCAGAAUAAACGCAGAGCUCCGCCCCCUCCGUGCACAAGCCCCUCCCUGGCUAAUAAAGAGAAAGAGGUUCAUAAGGACAAAGUCAUGUGUUCUUUCUCAUCAGAAAGGUUGUCCAUUUUAGAGAACGAUGAAGAGGACGACUCGGCUGAAGCCGUUUUCAAGCAAUCCAGCCAUUUUAAACCGAACCGCUCGUCCAUCCGAUGGUCCCCUUUAAUGACCGAGGUGGUGUCUGAAUUGACCGACCGGAUUAAAUCCAUGGAGCAGAAAGACGCCUCAUUCGAUUGGUCCGUCAUACCUUCACAUCCAGCACCGAACCUUCCUCCGGUGUCUGGAUCUGUGGUGGACGCUGAUCCAGCGCUGCCCCCUGGCUGUGAGCUGCCGCGAAACGGCUCUCGGAGAGACGGCGUCAACACCUUCACCGUGGUGCCCCAGAAAAGGCCGCAAAGCACCAGACAAUACGAGUUUCUCCUGACCAUGAAGAAUGCGACGGUUAACGGAGAUGCAGGAGAACAUCUGGAGGAAAGGGUUUCAGAAUCCAGAGAGACUGAGAAGAUGGAGACGAGUAGCAAGGAGACGGUGAUGCUCGAAAAAACAGAUGAUGAAUUUGAGAAUGUAGUGGAGACAAAUCAAGAACCGGGUAUCACAGAAGGGUUUGGGAAAUUACAUCUGAACAUUGAUGUAGAGGAACACCUGGCAGAGGAAAAUCUCACAAAGGAACAUCUCACAAGGGAACAUCUCACAAAGAAGCAUCUUGCAGAGGAACAUCUCACAAAGGAACAUCUUCCUGAAGAACAUCUCGCAAAGGAACAUCUCAUAGAGGAACAACAACUAAAGGAACAUCUUGCAGAGAAACAUCUCGCAGAGGAAAAGCUCGCAAAGGAACAUCUCACAAGGGAGCAUCUUGCAAAGGAACAUCUCACAAGGGAACAUCUUACAAAGAAGCAUCUUGCAAAGGAAUAUCUUGCAGAGAAACAUCUCCCUGAAGAACAUCUCACAAAGGAACAUCUUGCAGAGAAACAUCUCCCUGAAGAACAUCUCCCAAAGGAACAUCUUGAAAAGGAACAUCUUGCAGAGAAACAUCUUCCUGAAGAACAUCUCGCAAAGGAACAUCUUGCAAAGGAACAUCUCGCAGAGAAACAUCUCCUAGAGGAACAUCUCACAAAGAAGCAUCUCGCAAAGGAAAAUCUCAUAGAGGAACAACUCACAAAGGAACAUCUCAUAGAGGAACAACUCACAAAGGAACAUCUCAUAGAGGAACAACUCACAAAGGAACAUCUUGCAAGGGCACCUCUCACAAAGAAGCAUCUUGCAAAGGAACAUCUCGCAGAGAAACAACUCGCAGAGGAACAUCUCUCGGAGAAACAUCUCGCAAAGGAACAUCCCCAAGAUGAACAUUCCGCAAAGGAACAUCUCAUAGAGGAACAACUCGCAAAGAAACAUCUCCAAGAUGAACAUCCCGCAGAGAAACAUCUCUCAGAGGACAGAGAUGGGAUGGAAGAUCAAGACGAGAGAGACUGGAUAAAGGAGUAUGCAAAAAGAAGAAGAAUAUUUCUAAGCGAUUAUGAUUAUGGGAGAGAAACAAAAUUAAAGACAUCUAGAAAGGCAUUUUAUGAAGAAAUGCUGGAUGAUGUUCCUCCACAUCCAUCACAGCUUUCUGUCUGCUGGGAAGAAGAAGAAGAAGAAGAACCUGAGACACCAGAGGAAACUGAAGGUUUGGGAACAGAGGAAACUGAGGAAGACGAAUCCAAAGCAAACCCUUUCACUCUCCAAAACCCAAAUCCAUCUACAUCUGAAGAACCCUACUUCGAUGUAAACCUUUCCUCUAACCUCCACUCCUCCAACUCCACACCUUUCACAAGCUCUUCUCAAUCCAAUCCUCAGGAUCACCAACCCACUUCACUUUGGUCUGCAUUGCCCCAUGGCUCAAAAUCUAAACUCGAACCGAGCUUUAAGCGUUCUUCUCCAAACUCGCCAUCUCUCUUUUCUUUGGCUGUCUCCCAGAGAGUUCAGAGUCUUGGGAAUGCCUUCAGUCCUUCAAUUCCAUCUACAAGAACCAUCAGCUCUCCAACUCCACAUCCUCAAAGAGUCGGUUCUCAACACACUUCCUCUCAAAAGCUCUAUUUCCAAAGUCUGAUCUCGGAAGAAAUCGUUUCUAAGUUUCCAGGGUCUCUAGAUCCCUGUGGCGAAGCUCCGCCCACUUCUACAGCUCCGCCCACUGUCAUUAUUACAACUCAGGCUAGGAGGCAAGCCUGGAGUUCCUUUUCACGCACACAGUUGAAGAAUUUGGAGCAAGUAUAAAUAUCCGGGUUCGAAUGAAGCAUCACAUUCUGUUGUUUUUUCUUUUUUUAAUUUUUCUUUUUUAUUUUUUAUAUUAAGCCCUAUUCUUUAUCUAAUCUUAUUAGAGUACUAAAAUCAUUUAAAAGCAAUUAGGAAUCGACGUAGUGAUGUUUUUGCUUUGUAUGUGAAUUAAA